AUGUCACCUUAUCGCCUAGUUUAUGGGAAGGCAUGUCAUCUUCCUGUAGAAUUAGAGCAUAAGGCGUUUUGGGCGUUGAAGAAGUUAAAUUUGGACCUUGUAGUUGCUGGAGAAGCACGAAAGCUGCAGCUGAAUGAACUGGACGAGAUGCGGCUGUUGAAGCUAUUUCCUGGAAAGCUUAAGUCCCGUUGGUCUGGACCAUUUACUGUGAUGGAAGUGUAUCCAUUUGGAGCUAUCCUGGUGAAAGAUGAAAAAUCGGGAAGAGAAUUCACAGUUAACGGACAGCGGCUGAAACAUUAUUUUGGUGGGGAGGUUGACAGAGAAAAGACCUCCGUCAAUCUGAAGGAUGCUUGA
Humulus lupulus (European hop) is the source of this 354-nucleotide messenger RNA. RefSeq lists its product as uncharacterized. The transcript is spliced from 2 exons. Bases 1 to 354 code for a protein of 117 amino acids. The record is from RefSeq and is a predicted model, not a curated record. Lineage: Eukaryota; Viridiplantae; Streptophyta; Magnoliopsida; Rosales; Cannabaceae.